AGACAAAUCAGUCUCCUUCCUCUUCUUCUUAUUCUCUUCUCAUCUCUAGCUACCUAGUUCUUCUUUCAAGAGAAAGAUCACCAAGCUAGGUAUAUAACCUUCUUUCUCCUCCUCCUCCUCUCUUCUUCUUAUUUGAUCUCUAGUAUAUACUUCUUAAUUUGAAGACAUAGCACAACCAAACUAAUUAACCUUCUUUCUCUUUCCUUUUCCUUUGAUCUUUAGUACUUCCUCAAUCAACCUCUUUUUCAUCUUUACAUCCAACCACAACUAUCAAAACAUCAAUAUAUAUAUAUAUCUAUAUCUAUAUAUAGUAAAGUAGAAGAGUGCAAAGAUAUGCAACUCCUCCUCUUCCUCUUCUUCUCCUUCUCACCAUUCACACUCACAUAACUCCUUCUAAUUAAAUCUCUCCACAUCAAAGCAAACAAGAAGAAGAAUGGCAAACAGAUGGUGGGCAGGACCAUUAGGUCUCACCGGAGGUUCACCAUCAUCAGCCUCCGGCGGCUCUUCCUCCAAGAAACUCGAUCAUGACCUCAUGCCCUCCUCCAAAGACCCCAUCCCCAACGAUGACAUCCUCGAUGAAGAAGAACGCGACUCCGGCGAACCCCACGAAGGCGCCGUCGAUAUCGGCUCUCGCCGCCCUCGUGGCCGCCCUCCCGGCUCCAAGAACAAACCCAAACCCCCCAUCAUCGUCACCCGUGACAGCCCCAACGCUCUCCGCAGCCACGUCAUGGAGGUCGCCAGCGGCGCCGACGUCGCCGACUCCAUCGCCAACUUCGCCCGCCGCCGCCAACGCGGCGUUUGCGUCCUCAGCGGCGCCGGCUCCGUCGCCAACGUUACUCUCCGCCAACCCGCCGCUCCGGGCUCCGUCGCUGCUCUCCAAGGCCGUUUCGAGAUCCUCUCCCUCACCGGUGCCUUCCUCCCCGGCCCUUCCCCUCCUGGCGUCACCGGUCUCACUGUCUACCUCGCCGGAGGCCCUGGUCAAGUCAUCGGCGGCAGCGUAGUCGGCUCUCUCAUCGCUGCAGGUCCAGUUAUGGUUGUUGCUGCCACCUUCUCCAAUGCAACCUAUGAAAGACUACCUUUAGAAGAUGAUGAAGACGAUGAUGCUCCGGCAAGCAGUGCAGGCCAAGGACACAUCCCCGGUGGCUCUCCUACUGCUCUCGGUGGCCCUUCCGGCAUUCCUGGCCCUUCUUCCAUGCCUAUCUUCAACCUGCCUCCGAAUCUCAUCCCAAAUGGCAUGCAAUUGGCUCAUGAUGGUUUCCCUUGGCCUCAUGCAAGACCACCACCUUUCUAGUUUCCAAGUUAUGAUCAAGAUAAGAAGCCAUUUAUCUAGCUCUUAAUUAGUUUAUAUAUCUAUAUAUCUAUAUUAUAUCAAUGGUGCAAUGUGUUUGCUUUCCUAACAUACAUGAAGAUUAGUUAGGAUCGAGUUUUUAUAUAUAUAUAUAUAUACAAUAAUUGCUUUGGAAGACAGCAUUGGGAGUUGGGUGUUUGAUUAAUGCUGUCAAAAUGCUUUGUUUUCAGACCUUUUUAUUAUGUUUUAAUAAUGUUAUGUGUGAUUGUUGUUAUUAUAUAUGUAUCUCUUUGUUAUAAGACACAAAAUUUAAUGCAGAGUUGGAGACUGAAGGGUGUGGAAAUGAUCAAGCUCUUAUUGAUUGAUUGAUUGAUUGAUUGAGCGAUCAGCUCAAGCUCAUCAACAUUUGCUGCCAUACUUUGCACCUCCAAGCCAAUCAAAUUAGAGGCUAAACAAGAACCAUUUCCAAUAAAAAAAUGGUAACAUUUGAACAAGUGGAACAGGUAUAUAGGACCACUACUUUGUUGAUUAGUUUAGUGUAUUUGAUGCUAUUUGAUUGGUUUUGAUAUUAAUUUAUUAAUUUAAUCACAUGUUAGCAAGGAAUCCAAGACCCAUUUGAUAAAGUUAUGGUAUAGUUCUUCGCAUAUCCAAUAGUAAUUAGACACUCUCUAUUCAAGACAUGAAGUUAAGCUUAAUUAAUUAUAUCAUUUGUUUAAGUUAAUCACAAAGAUUAGUGAUGAGGGCUUCUUAAUUGUUACUCACUUUUCAAUAAAACAGGGUAUAAAAGAAAUAAAGAAAGAAUGGCAUCCUUCUUGGAAUGGCUGCAUGCAUGCAUGCAUACCAAGAUUACAAAAUGCGCGGGAAAACGAAAAGGAUCUGCAGAGGUAAACGUGUCACCUCUGCAUUUCACUGUCUCCUAUGAUUGCGCUAGUCUUGGCAUUAUGUUGUCUGCCACGUCAGCAGACAAUUUUAAGAUUCAAUCUAGGUAGCUUAUUAUGUAUUUUUCAUUGUUACAAUAUUACUUGAAAUUUGGAAAAAAAAAAUUAUC
This is a messenger RNA of Dioscorea cayenensis subsp. rotundata (Guinea yam), 2336 nucleotides long. RefSeq names its product AT-hook motif nuclear-localized protein 20-like. The transcript is spliced from 2 exons. Gene Ontology annotation, cellular component: nucleus. Gene Ontology annotation, molecular function: minor groove of adenine-thymine-rich DNA binding; DNA-binding transcription factor activity. The record is from RefSeq and is a predicted model, not a curated record. The coding region runs from base 434 to 1291 and encodes 285 amino acids. NCBI's taxonomy places the organism in Eukaryota, Viridiplantae, Streptophyta, Magnoliopsida, Dioscoreales, Dioscoreaceae.